AUAGACAAAGAACAGCAGCCGCUUUCAAGGAAUAACGAUUUGAAGAGAAACUUGAAACAUUCAGUGUAACAGUCGGCAGACUAGAUAAUAAAGAUCUUACGCAAUUGUAAAAUUUUAAGUGCUCGAGAAUGGGAUCAAGUACGGAAUGGAAUACUGACACUGCGCAUAUUUUGAAUUUUCAUAAAAAUUUUCUUGGUAUAAUUGGACUCUGGGUAUUAGAUGAUACAAAUGUAUUCUCGAGGAUUCGAUGGUUUUUAUCGACGAUAGUGGAAACGAGUACAUCGAUCACCAUGUCACUAGAAAUGAUUCGACAUUGCAAUGGCCAUGAGGAUGCCAUGGAUGCUUUUGUACAAGGCUCAUCGUCAAUAUCUAGUGUGGUAAAACUGCUUUUGCAUCGCGUAUAUUGGAGACAAAAAUUUAUUUUGGUAAAAUCGGUUAUCCAUGAUUGGACUUACGUGAAAAAUUCUCACUCUCGCGACAUCAUGAUAAAAUAUGCGCGCUUAGGUAAACUAGGCUCCUCGAUAUUCUUCUAUUUCGGUUGUGGCUCGUUCAUAUUCCUCGUUUCCACUGUCGUGUUUGACAACAUCGAUUUGUCUUCUGAAAAACAAAUUUUUAAUGAAACGUACCAAAGAAAACUUAUAUUAACGGCCUAUUGCGUCUUUGGAAAGUAUACAUCUUCUUUCGCUUACUGCGCCAUUGGAGCUUUACAGUUCGUGCAGUUUGUCGUUAACGUCAUUGCGCAGUGCGGGAAUGACGGGUUCUUCUUCGAUCUCACGAUGCACAUGUGCGGGCAAUUUGCAAUUCUCCAGAUGAAUUUUACUGAAUUGGGUUGCGAAGAUUUUUCCUACCGCACUAAACUCGCCACCUUGUUGAAGAGACAUUAUCAACUUAUGUAUUUGUCGCAUUAUUUAGAGAGAACAUUCACCCUGGUCAUCUUGGCACAAGUUUUUAUGAGCGUCCUUGUCCUGUGUGUCGAAGGUAGACAUAUUUAA
This is a messenger RNA of Temnothorax curvispinosus, 992 nucleotides long. RefSeq lists its product as uncharacterized. Lineage: Eukaryota; Metazoa; Arthropoda; Insecta; Hymenoptera; Formicidae. The transcript has 2 exons. Bases 129 to 992 code for a protein of 287 amino acids. Gene Ontology annotation, molecular function: odorant binding; olfactory receptor activity. Gene Ontology annotation, biological process: detection of chemical stimulus involved in sensory perception of smell; sensory perception of smell. Gene Ontology annotation, cellular component: plasma membrane. The record is from RefSeq and is a predicted model, not a curated record.